GCGGGAGAAGGGAAACCCUAAGAACAGAGCGGCGCGCUGAGAGAGCCCUCUCUUGCUUCAAGCUUCGCGUGUAUCGCUGCAAGGGCUCUCUUUCUGCUUCGCCUCGUUGCAUCGUCGCUUGAUCGGACAGGUUCAGGGUUCCUUUUGCAAUGGCGACAGCUACGGAGUCCGUGCAAUGCUUCGGCCGGAAGAAGACAGCCGUGGCUGUGACUUACUGCAAGAAGGGCAGGGGUUUGAUCAAAAUCAACGGGUGUCCCAUCGAGCUGGUUGAGCCCGAAAUUCUGCGUUACAAAGCUUUUGAGCCCAUCCUGCUUCUCGGGAGGCAGAAGUUUUCUGGCGUGGACAUGCGCAUCCGUGUCAAGGGUGGAGGUCACACUUCGCAGAUUUACGCUAUUAGACAGAGUAUUGCCAAGGCUCUCGUAGCAUACUUUCAGAAGUACGUCGAUGAGCAGUCGAAGAAGGAGAUCAAGGAUGUUCUCUUGAGGUACGACAGGACUCUGCUUGUGGCUGAUCCUCGUCGCUGCGAGCCCAAGAAGUUUGGAGGUCGUGGUGCCCGCUCUCGUUUCCAGAAGUCUUACCGUUAAGCGGCAAGGCGACUGUUUUGUUCGAGGUGGUUGCUAUAAUGCAUGCCGUUCUGAGAAAAUACCCGAGGUGCUAGAUUUUGGUAACCUAAAUUUUUAGUUUGUUAACCGGAGAUUCUUUGAAUCUCUACAUAUGCGGAUAUGCAUUGAGACGUUAACCCUAAUGGUACACGACAGAGCUUCCUCAUUUUCUGCACGUGUUCUUUUUCAAGGUUA
Molecule: messenger RNA, 797 nt
Organism: Physcomitrium patens
Lineage: Eukaryota; Viridiplantae; Streptophyta; Bryopsida; Funariales; Funariaceae
Product: small ribosomal subunit protein uS9
Biological process (GO): maturation of SSU-rRNA from tricistronic rRNA transcript (SSU-rRNA, 5.8S rRNA, LSU-rRNA); translation
Cellular component (GO): ribosome; cytosolic small ribosomal subunit
Molecular function (GO): structural constituent of ribosome; RNA binding
Source: RefSeq, a predicted model, not a curated record